This is a messenger RNA of Loxodonta africana (African savanna elephant), 6949 nucleotides long. It is a transcript of the gene N4BP2L2, whose product is annotated as NEDD4 binding protein 2 like 2. The record is from RefSeq and is a predicted model, not a curated record. Gene Ontology annotation, biological process: negative regulation of transcription by RNA polymerase II. Lineage: Eukaryota; Metazoa; Chordata; Mammalia; Proboscidea; Elephantidae. Bases 33 to 2093 code for a protein of 686 amino acids. Gene Ontology annotation, molecular function: transcription corepressor activity. The transcript is spliced from 7 exons. Gene Ontology annotation, cellular component: nucleus.
GCUUCCUGCCUGGGAACAGAGAGGCGGCCGCCAUGUUGCGUCCGGUGGUGCGGCUUGUUGCCCGGAUCGUCAGGGAUGGCCUUGUAGUCGCUCUGGCACCUGUUUCGGGGGCUAGGUCUCCGCGUUUCUCUUUCUUUUUUUGGAGAGCGCUUUCUAGAAGGUUUUAUUGGGAAGUGGAGGUCAAUGCAGAGUUGCAGAGUAAGAUGCCUUAUGGUGAAAUUGAAGUGAAAUCUUUGGGUCAUGGAGAAGAACUAACCAGUGAACCAUGCUACAAAAGAUUGAAAUCAACUGAAGAGGCUUAUGUUUUCUCCCAUCGCGGUGGAGCUGAUUUUCGCAGAGUCCGAGAGAAAACUGGAAAUGAUUGGGCCCCUGUAACCAUCCUUGAUUUCAAAGGAAGUAGUCACCCUCGGGAGGACAAAAGACAAACUACAGAUUUGUCGAAACCUUUGCAUGAUGUGAUGCCUCAAAACAGACCAGAUACUGUGGGAUGCAUUGAGUCACACGCUCUGAAGGGUGCAGGUCUUCCGCUAGCACCCACAGACGAUGGGGUACAUAGUACAAGUAAAGCAUUUAUAGGCCCCGUUUACAAGCCCCGUGAGGACGAUGGGGUAUAUAGUACGAGUAAAGCAUUUAUAGGCCCCGUUUACAAGCCCCCUGAGGACGAUGGGGUAUAUAGUACGAGUAAAGCAUUUAUAGGCCCUGUUUACAAGCCCCCUGAGAAGAAGAAAUGUAAUGAAAGAAGGAACCAGGCAGACACCAUCAAUGGUAUAAAUGGCAAAGGAGGACGAGAAGAGAAACACAAAUAUAACUCCCCAAAAUCAGAGAUUGACAGCGAAUUAUCCCAGUUCUACAAAGAAAUUGAAGAGCUUGAAAAUGAAAAGGGUGAUUGGGAAGACAGUUGCCAGGGGCCCGAACCCCCCCCGGAACAGCUUCCUCCACGUUACCAGGACCAUCACAGGGAUCCCUUCAGAUCUAAUGAGGAGAAAGGGCCACUCAGUAACAGUCCUCCGUCCCAGUGCGGUUAUCAGCAGGACUUGGGGAACAAGCCAGGCGAGUACCCCUGUGAUGGACAAGUAGUACCUCCAUUUUGUGAUAUUUCAUGUACUUCCUUCAGGCCGGAAUGGCAAUCAGUGCCUUCUUUUAUAGUACCCCGUGGUCCUCUUCCUCCUCUUCCCAGCUUUAACUGUCAUUUCGACACUCAGAGAUUUAAUGCCCCACCAAAUCCGCCGUCAGGUAUCUUCCACGUCCCGGAUGACCCCCAGCCCGGCAGUGGAUGUUAUGUAAAUAGUUGUCCCGAUAACUGGGCUUGUCCGACUUCCGGCCAGAACGACGAGUAUACCUUCUGUCCUGAGAAUAGCAGUAGUGUCCAUCGCCCUAGAAACGACUACAGCGUGCAUGAUGGACUUGUGAGCAACGGUUUCUGUGAAACCGGAGGAGAAUGGUGGAGAGACCCUCCCAUGGACCAGUGGGACAGAACAGACAUGUUUAUGAACCAACGGUUUCAAGAGGAAAAGCUGCAUAAACUGCAGAAGUUACUUAUCCUUUUAAGAGGCCUGCCAGGUUCUGGAAAAACAACGUUGUCUCGAAUUCUGCUUGGUCAGAGUCGUGAUGGCAUUGUGUUCAGCACUGAUGACUAUUUUCGCUAUCAAGAUGGGUACAGGUAUAAUGUUAAUCAACUCGGUGAUGCCCAUGACUGGAAUCAGAACAGAGCCAAACAAGCUAUGGCGCAGGGGCGAUCUCCAGUUAUAAUAGACAACACUAACACACAAGCUUGGGAGAUGAAACCAUACGUGGAAAUGGCCAUAGGAAAAGGAUACAGAGUAGAGUUUCAUGAACCCGAGACUUGGUGGAAAUUUGAUCCUGAAGAAUUAGAAAAGAGGAAUAAGCAUGGUGUGUCUCGGAAGAAGAUUGCUCAAAUGUUGGAGCGUUAUGAGUACCAAGUGUCCAUCUCCGUUGUAAUGAAUUCAGUGGAGCCGUCGCACAAAGGCACACAGGGCACGCAGCGACCUCCUCCUCCGCCCGGGAGGCAGAGGUGGGGAAGAAAUUUCAGUGGAAAGUUGAGUGCAUCUUUAUGGUACCUUUUGAAUUUGUAGGAUUUAAUAGGUACAUUAAGGAGCCCUGGUGGCACAGAAGUUAAGCGCUCAGCAGCGAACUGAAAGAGUGGUGAUUUGGAUGCACAUAGUGGCUCCACAGAAGAAAGACCUGGCAGUCUUCUCCCAGAAAGAUUCCAAAACCAAAAACCAAACCAAUUGCCAUCAAGUAGAUACCAGCUCAGAGCGACCCUAUAGGACAGAGUAGAACUGCCUCAUAGGGUUUCCAUGGAGCAGCUGGUGGAUUCAAACUGCCAACCUUUUGGUUAGCUGCCCGAGCUCUUAAUCACUGUGCCACCAGGGCACCCUAGAAAGAUUAUAGCCUAGAAAACCCUAUGGGGCAGUUGCACUGUGUCAUGUGGGGCCGCUAUGAAUCAAAAUUAACUGCAUGGAACCUGACGACGACGUAGAUUCGUUGAGUCACCAGUGAAGUUGAGUGAAGACAUGUAAAUGGCCAUGUAGAGUGCUAUUUUUUAAAGCCAAGAUUGAAAGAGACGUUUGUACCAUUUAAAGUUUAAGUGUCUUCCACAGGUUGUAAGUUGGUCGGAUACUCAUGUUUCAGUAACGUUUUCUCAGUGAAUUAUUUAUGUGUGCUGUGUUGCUUAAAUGUUAAAAUAUUUUCUGAUUCAAAUUAGCAUAUAAAAUGUGUACUGUUCAAUAAAUGAAUUGUUAAACUACAUAAGCUGUUUGUUUUGCUGACUAAUUUUCAGGCAGUAUUUCCUAAAAUAGGUCAAAACGACUUGUAAGUGGUCUUAAUUAUUUUUCUUCUGUAUCCACUUGGUAAGUGUGCUAGUAGUAGAUGUCAUAGAAAUUAUGUCAGUUUUCUCAAUUUCUGCAGAAAUAAAAGGUUUUUCUUUUUAUCUGUAGUAAGUGCAUCCUUUUUCUUUCAUGAUAUUUUGAAUUUGUUUUCCAGGCUUAAAGAACAGUGAAUACCCAGUUACAUAAGUUUGUUUCAUAUAUAAUAUAAUGAAUUAAACAAUUAGGUUCUACAAGGAAAGCCUUUAAGUACAAAAUGAAUGAUUUUUACUGUUGUUCAUUUGCCUGUUUUUUCCCCCCCAGGUUAAGUUAAAAAAAAUUAAAGAACUGGGUUUUUUAAUUUUUUUUUUUAAUUCUGUAGAGUAGUUUGUGUUUUCCUGUUUAUUUCUAAAUGUCUAACGAGAUGUAGAAUUUUUGUCAGAAUAGGGAAAGCUUCAUACAAGAAGAAAUGGCUCCCUGAAGAGAUGAGCAGUUUCAGCUCAGGAAUCUGGAAAGCAGCAAGUACAUCAUGGGGUAGAGAUGGCAGAAAUACAGUGUAAUGUAACACCAGCAAAAAUGGGAUUUAAAAUGUUAUACGUAGAAUAUAAGCAAAUUUGAAGAACUUGCAGAAAGUUGAUAGGAGAUCUGGACUUUUUUUUUUGGACGGGGGCUGGGGGUAGCUUAUAAGAACAGAAAUUUAUCAUCUCACAGUUCUGGAGGUUAGAAGUCCAAAAUCAGGGUGUAGGCAGGACCACACUCUUUACAGAGGCUCUAGGAGAAGAUUCUUUCUUGUCCCCAGCUUCUGGCAGCCCCAGUGUUCCUUGGCUUAUAGCAACAGCAUAAUUCUUUGAUCACAAAGCUUCUUCCAGACAGCCUCUUCCUUGUGUCUCUGUGUGUCUUCUCUUUUAUAAGGACACCACUCAUAUUGGAUUAGUACCCACCCUACUCCAGUAUGACCUCAAAUUGACAGACAGCAUCUUCAAAGACCCCAUUUCCAAACAUGAUUGUGUUUACAGGCACUGGAAGUUAGGACUUAUCUUUUUAGGGGACACAAUUCAGCCUGUGACAGCCAUCACUCAGGGAGAGGGGGAAGAGCCCAUGUGUCAGAAUCCAUGCUUCUGAAUGCUGUUCUGAGUGGUCCAGGUACCUGACGUUUUUAAUUAAUUAAAAAGGAAUGAGAAAACAUAUAUUUCAAAUUCUGGGGAAUGAUAGGAAACAAAUUGUUGGGCUAGAAGGAUAGUAAUCAAAAGUGGUAUUUCUCCUGUCCCAUCUUCCCUUUGCAGUUUAAAGAGCCCUUUGCAGUUUAAAGAGCAGUAGAAGCUCUUGAAACAUUGACCUUAAUGACGUGGGUGGAAUAAAGCUUUUGGGACCUUCAUUUGCUGAUGUGGCACAACUCAAAAUGAGAAGAAACGGCUACAAAAAUAAUAAUUGGAGUGUGGAAUGUACAAAGUACGAAUCUAGGAAAAUUGGAAGCUGUCAAAAAUGAAAGGAAUGCAUAAAGAUUGAUAUCCUAGGCAUCAGUGGGCUGAAACGGACUAGUAUUGGCCAUUUUGAAUCGGUCAGCGUUAUGGUCUACUGUGCCAGGAAUGACAAAGAAGAAUGCGUUGCAUUCACUGUCAAGAAGGACAUUUUAAGAUCCAUCCUGAAGCACAGCACUGUCAGUGAUAGGGUAAUAUCCAUACAUCUACAAGGAAGACCAGUUAAUGUGACUGUUGUUCAAAUUUAUGUACCAACCGCUCGCUAAGGCCAAAGAUGAAACUGAAGACUUUUUACCAACUUCUGCCAUCUGAAAUUGAUCAUAUAUGCAAUCAAGAUGCAGUAAUAAUUGCUGGUGGUUGGAAUGUGAAAGUUGGAAACAAAGAAGGAUCAGUAGUUGGAAAAUAUGGCCUUGGUGAUAAAAACGACACUGGAGAUCACAUGUGGGAACUUCGCAAGACCAACAACUUAUUCAUUGCAAAAAGCUUUUUGCAACCACAUAAAUGGUUACUAUACACGUGGACCUCACCAGAUGGAAUACACGGGAAUCAAAUGGACUAUAUCUGUGGAAAGAGGGAGAAGUUCCGUAUCAUCGAGGCCAAGGGCCAACUGUGGAACAGACCAUCAAUUGCUCAUGUGCAACUUCAAAUUAAAGCUAAAGAAAAUUAAAGCAAGUCCCCAAGAGCCAAAGUACAACCUUGAGUCUAUCCCACCUGAAUUUAGAGACCAUUUCAAGAAUAGAUUUGACACAAAGAAUACCAUUGACUGAAGACCAGACGAGCUGUGGAAUGACGUCAAGGACAUCAUGUAUGAAGAAAGUAGAAAAGUCAUUAAAAAGACAGGAAAGAAAAGACCAAAAUGGAUAUCAGAAGAGACUCUGAAACUUGCUCUUGAAAAUAGAAUAGUUAAAGUGAUUGGAAGAAAUGAAGUAAAAGAGCUGAACAGAAGAUUUCAAAGCAGCUCAAGAAGACAGAGUGUAAUGAAAUGUGAAAAGACUUGGAGUUAGAAAACCAAAAAGCAAGAACAUGCGUGGCAUUUCUCAAGCUGAAACAACUUAAAAAAUUCAAGCUUCGAGUUUGCAAUGUUGAAGGAUUCUAUGCAGAAAGUAUUAAACGAUGCAGGAAGCAUCAAAAGAUGGAAGGAAUACACAGAGUCAUACCAAAAAGAAUUGGUUGAUGUUCAGCCAUUUUGGAGGUAGCAUAUGAUCAAGAACCAAUUGUAUUGAAGAAAGAAGCCCAAGCUGCACUGAAAGCAUUGACAAAAAACAAGCCUCCAGGAACUGAAGGAGUACCAAUUGAGAUGUUCCAACAAAUGAAUGCAAUGCUGGAGGUGUUCACUCAUUUAUGCAAGGAAAUUUGGAAGACGGCUACUUGGCUAACCGACUGAAAGAGAUCCCUGUUAGUGCCCAUUCCAAAGAAAGAUGGAAAUUAUCAAACAAGGUCAUUAAUAUUACACACAGGUAAAAUUUUGCUGAAGAUUGUUCAAAAGCAGCUGCAGCAGUACAUCAACAGGGAACUGCCAGAAAAUCAAGCCAGAUCUAGAAGAGGAUGUGAAACUAGGAAUAUCAUUGCUGAUGUCAGAAGGAUCCUGGCUGAAAGCAGAGAAUACCAGAAAGAUGUGUUUUAUUGACUAUGCAAAGGCAUUUGACUGUGUGGAUCGUAACAAAUUAUGAAUAACAUUGCAAAGAACGGAUGUUCCAGAACACUUAAUUGUGCUCCUGAGGAACCUGUACAUAGAUCAAGAGGCAGUUGUUCGAACAGAACAACGAGAUACUUUGUGGUUUAAAAUCAGAAAAAGUGUGUGACAAGGUUGUAUCCUUUCACCAUAUGUAUUUAAUCUGUAUGCUGCGCAAAUAAUCCAAGAAGCUGGACUAUAUGAAGAAGAACAAGCAUCAGGAUUGGAGGGAGACUCAUUAACAACCUGCAAUAUGCAGAUGAUACAAUCUUGCUUGCUACUAGCAAAGAGGACUGGAAGCAUGUACUGAUGAAGAUCAAGGACUACAGCCUUCUGGAUGGGUUAUACCUCAACAUAAAACAGAAAUCCUCAGAACUCGGGAGUAAGGAAGAAUGAAGAAAACUAAAGAUACAAGGGAAAGAUUAGUCCAGAGGAGUAAUGGACCACAUCUAUCACGGUCUCCACCAGACUGAGCCCAGUACUAGAUGGCGUCUGGCUACCACCACUGAUUGCUCUGACAGGGAUCACAAUAGAGGGCCCCAGACAGAGCUGAAGAAAAAUGUAGAAAAAAAAUUCCUAACAAAAAGAAAAGACCAGACUUGCUGGCCUGACAGAGUCUGGAGAAAUCCUGAGAGUAUAUUCCCUGGACAUCCUUUCAGCUCAUUAAUGAAGUCACUCCUGAGGUUCACCCUUCAGUCAAAGAGCGGACAGGCCCAUAAAACAAAAUGAGACUAAAGGGGCACACCAGCUCUGUGGCAAGGACGAGAAGGCAGAAGGGGACAGGAAAGCUGGUAAUAGGGAACCCAAGAUUGAGAAGGGAGAGUGUUGACUUGUCAUGGGGUUGUUAACUAAUGUCAUAAAACACUAUGUAUACUAAAUGUUCAAUGAGAAACUAGUUCUGUAAACCUUAAUCUGAAGUACAAUAAAAAAAGGAAAAAAAAAAAAAAAACCACAUCUGGACCAAUAAGCCAACA